Messenger RNA from Danio rerio (zebrafish), 6972 nucleotides. The record is from RefSeq and is a predicted model, not a curated record. Lineage: Eukaryota; Metazoa; Chordata; Actinopteri; Cypriniformes; Danionidae.
GCAUUGUGACCGGACAUGUCAUCAAGCAAACAUGGCUGCGUCCUAAAAACACAAAUGGUUUUCUACUCAGAUUUCAGUUUUCAUUAUUUGAAAUCAAAGAAAUUUAAUUUUUCGAACGAGAGAUUCGCGUUUAAAAUAUUGCCUAAUACAUACGUUGACGGUCUAAUACAACGACACCAAUACCGCGGCUGUCAACGAAAAUAAAGCUGUUGUUUUAAACCUCAAUGGUGAAACAUGGAAGCACUGCAUCUCCUCUCAGAUUUCUGUUUUCCGCUUUAAGGACUGAGAUUUAUUCACGACACCUGUGAUUUAUUUGGAGGAACCUCACGAAGCUUAAACGGAGCAAAAAGGAGCAUCUAGUUUCUCGGUUGUUUUCAAAAAGCGAUGUUUAUUCCUGUGAAGUCGUCAUAUGCAAGAGUGAGCCCAUUGAUCGUUAAUCGAGAGCUGGGGAAGACCAAGAUGAGAUAGCAAGAGGUGAAACGCUUUCCUUUCGCAGUAAUCGAAACUCGGUUCAGACCAGAAAACAGGAGAUUUGCCAAUCCUGAGCUUUACGAAACAGCUGCGGUCAUGUUUGGAGAUCUUUUUGAAGAGGACGGGGAUGGUUUUUCUUCUGCACCUGGUUCAGGUGUGAAGGGAAGAGAGUGCGAGCCUCCUCCACCGAGAGGGAAAAUCAAACUCUGCGGGAUCAAGAAUCAGGGCGGCACCUGUUACCUCAACUCACUCAUCCAGACGCUGCUCUUCACACCCGAGUUCAGGGAGGAAUUGUUCCAUCUCGGACCGGAUGAAUUAGGAUGUCUGGCUGACAAGGACAAACCGGAGGCAAAGGUCCGUGUGAUUCCUCUGGAGCUUCAGAGACUGUUUUCCCACCUGUUGCUGGUGGACGAGCAAACUGCCUCCACCACAGACCUGACGGACAGUUUUGGCUGGACGAACAAUGAGGAAAUGGGUCAGCAGGAUGUGCAGGAGCUGAACCGGAUCUUGUUCAGUGCUCUCGAGAGCUCUUUAGUGGACACUUCGGGCAGCAGCCUCAUACACCGGCUGUACCACGGGACGCUUGUCAACCAGAUUACCUGCAAGGAGUGCAGCUAUAUUAGCGAGAGACAGGAGGACUUUCUGGACCUGACAGUGUCAGUGAGUGGAGUAAGUGGGCUUGAGGAGGCGCUGUGGAACAUGUUUGUGGAAGAGGAGAUGUUUGAGGGUAAUAACCUCUACCGCUGCAGUGGUUGUGGUCAACUGGUUCGAGCCGCCAAGUCUGCUAAACUGAGAAAACUUCCCCCAUUCCUGACCAUUUCUCUGUUGAGAUUCAACUUUGACUUUACCAAGUGUGAGCGCUACAAAGAGACGGGGAGCUACGUUUUUCCUCUUACGUUCAACCUCAGACCAUUUUGUGAGCAGAGCAACUGGCCAGACUCUGAAUAUUCCUACGAGCUCUUCUCUGUCAUCAUACAUAAAGGAGGCUGUUAUGGUGGUCAUUAUCAUGUCUACAUUAAAGACAUUGAUCAACUUGGCCACUGGGAGGCACCGGAGGAAGAGAAGAAUGUGAAGAUGAAAGUUAAGACUCAGAAGCAAGAGAACAAAACUGAGGAAAGAAAGACUGAGAGUGAGAAUUCUCUAGAAACAGAGGAUCCACUUUCUGUUCUUACUGGCAUUUUGGCUCAGGAGGAGUCAAAAUGUGUGCUUGUAGACCAGCUGGGCCAAAAACUACUGAAUAAAAUCGGCACGCCAUGGAGCAAAAAAUAUAAAAAACAGUAUGGCUCCAUCAGCAAGUUUCUCCAGAGCCACCCUGAAGUGUUUAUGCUGAUCUCUAAUGGAACCCGUGUAGCUCUGAAAGCUGGUGUACCAACAGAAGCCAGUCCACCAGAACUAGUCAACUCCACAGCAGCGGACAGCUGCCCAGAGAACACAGAGCCGGAAACAGCCACAGCAGGAGAAAAUGAAGAUCCUGAUCAAUGUCACUGGUUUGACCUGAAUGACUCCACUGUGACAGCCAUUACAGUGAAGGACAUCGAGAAGCAGUUUCAGGGGAAAGAGAGCGCCUACAUGCUCUUUUACAGGAAGACAACUCUGAAAAGACCUCCAGAGGCUAUUGGAAACCCUGCAUACAAAGUGCCGCCCCAUCUUUUGGAGAUGGUGGAAGAGGAGAAUGCAGGCCUUCAGCACAAAAGGGCUGAGUUUGAUGCCAGCAGCAACAGCAUUGAAGUGCGGCUGCAUUUGGCGCCUCAUUACCACUGGCAAAACGGUGCCCUGCAUCCUUCAGCUCCAGGUGAAGACUCCAUUAUCACAGUCACCUUUGACCGCAGAAAGACUGUGGGAGACCUGCGACUGGCCAUCUAUCAGAUGCAGGAUCUUUGGGAAGGAGACAUGGCGUUGACUUUGGCUAAGAAUGUGCCGGCUGGGUUACAUUUGUAUGAUACUCUGACAGAUGACCAGAUGUCUUUGUAUAGCGCAGGAGUGCGUAACGGUUCUGAUCUCUUUGUGUGGAAUGGAAGAGAGGUCAGUGGUGUGGUGGUGCAAACCGGUGUGGAGUGGGAGCCUGUUCUGCUGACUGUGCUUCGACCGUCUGUAGAGGAGCUGGGCUGUAGUGAGGUUUCAGACACUGAUGGAUCUGGACUGGUGCGUUUCAUGAAGGGUUUUGCUGGUGGAGCUACUUUAGGCACAGUGCUCGAGGCUUUAGGGCCCCAGGAUGCCCUUCUGUGUCAGGAGCAGAGCCGUCCAGGGGCCAGUGGAGGCGGAGCUAGCGGAUGGAGGGUUUUCCCACCUCAGGACAUGCAGAGGACGCUGAGAGAGCUGUUUCUGAAGGACGGAGACGCUCUACUGCUGUUACAGCCAGAGGAGCUGGACAGCAGUAUCUUCAGCCUCAGUGGGGAUGUAGUUACAGUGACGACACCUUCAGACUGCCGCUGGUUGCAAGUGGAGUUUUGCCCACAGAGUGGAUUGAAGGAGGAACAGGAGGAGGAGGAAGAGGAGCAGGGGAAGAAGAGGAGUAAAGUCUCAGCUUCAGGGAACAUGCUGCUGGCAGUGGUAAAGCAAAAAGCUAUUGAGGAACUUUGCCUUCAGGAUGAACUUGGUGGGGUCGAGUGCUGUCUGAGGCAAAUGGAUCGAACUGGAAAACUUUUACCUCCAGUGCAUGAGCAUCUGAGUGUUCGGGAUGCUGGGAUCAGGUUGAUGACCUCACUCUACCUGUGCCCUGGACCAGUGCCAACAGCAACACAGUUGUUCUUGUACUUCAGUGUUGGUCUAGUGCCCUCUGUAGGCCAGGAGCUGGAGAUCAUUGUAGAGGAGUCUCUAACCGUCAAAGAGUGCCUUAAGAAGAUGUUGGAGAUGACUAGACUGGAAGGUGAAUCGUGGCACUUGAGGAGAGUAGACUGGUGUGAGGAGAUUGGAGAACCACUUAUGGAUGAGAAUGCAUCUCUAAAGGAGGCAAAAGUCAUUUAUGGGGACACACUGGUGCUGAUUGAGGGCCGUCUGCCUCCGAAGGGUUUCCUCAAGCUGUCUGUGAGGAUGUACAUGGACAUGAUCGACAGCUGUCCAGAGCUGAAUCACUCUAAGCCUCAAAACGCUGAGGGACUCGCCACAGAGUGCUCCGGAUCAGAGAUGAGAUUCAUGGGUUAUGUGGAGAUAUCAGAGGAGGCUUCACUUGAUGACUUUAAAACUCAGGUGAUGACUCUGCCAGCUCUUCAGGAUGUGUGUGUGCCCAGUCCCGCGUUUAUGCGUGUGUGGCUGCUGGAGGGCAAGAAACUGGCCAGGAUACUCAGAGGAAACCAGAUGACACUCAGGAAGCUGAAGCUAGGGAACGGGGCAGAAGUGUGUAUUCAGAGGCUGAUGAAGGAAGAGGACCUGGGGCUGAAGGAUUUAUUGCUGAGGGUUCAGAUGGGGGUGCCUGGAGAGAAGGCGUAUUAUCCUUCUGAGGAGUUUUUGUGGGACGCGGGGCGGGACGGUUCACCUAAGGGCCUGUACGCUGCUCUGGCCGCCCACUACGGCCUUGCUCCUGACAACCUGCUGCUGGCUAAACACCUGCCUGACAAACACAGCUGGAUGCCCAUCUCCAACUGGACUCAACAGGUCUCAAAAAGGAAGAAGAAGAGAAAAGCUGAGAGUCUCCAGGCAGCUCCUUUCUACCUGAAGGAUGGAGAUAUUAUUGGAGUCAAGAAUCUGCUAAUAGACAAUAAUAAAGAAUUUACCACUCUGGAGGAUGAGAUUGGCCAGCUGAGACUCAGGGAGGAGGUAGCGAAUCAAAACACGAGGGGUAGCACUGUCACUGGAGAAUCUUCACUAGACACCGGGUCCAAGAAGACGGGCUCUGCUAAAAACCGUAAACCCGAGGUGGCCUUAUCGAUCAACGUGGGAAUGUUCAGGUAACCCACACUUAGGGCCGCCUGCUGCUAUUCUGCUGCCAUACAGAAUAUGCUCUCCGAGUCUCAGAAGGUCGAACUGAAGACGCAGAGCCAGAGACCCACCCUCUGAACAAAUCAGAUUCUAUGGGACAAUAAUCUAAAACUGAACUUCAAGUGGGAAUAUGUCUCCAAUCAUUGAGAUUAUCUUGAAGCUUUUUCCUUGUCAAUUAUAUGCAAUUAACUCCUGGAGCAGAUCUCUUUAAGACUGAGAGGUCAGCUUCAGCCUCUGCCAAUGGAUUUUUCUGCCUCAAUUCAGAGAGAUUUUUCUUUUAGGGAUGGAUGUGAUGUGUUGUGUGCAACUCUUAUAUUCUAAGCUUUUUUAUUUUUACAAAAUCAUCAUGAUACUGUAUGGGAAAUGGUUUACACAGAUUAUGUGCAAUUAUUUAUCAUUUAUAAAGGUUCAUUCACUCAAAAAAAUAAAACUCUGAUCGUUUACUCACCCUUAUGUCAUUCCAAAUCACACUGAUCCCAUUUUAUUUGUGUAUGUUUUGGUGAAAAAAAGCUGGGUUGUAUUAACCCAUUGUUAGGUCAAAUAUGGACAAACUUAACAGUUGGGUUAAAGUAAUGUCAUUUAAAGAUUUUUUAAAAAAGUUAAAAUUUAAGUGGUUGGAUUUGUCCAUAUUUAACCCAAUGUUGGGUUAAUGAAACCCGGCAUGUUUUUAGAAUGUGUCAAAGUUGCCAUUUAUUGUAUGCAAUUGAUUUUUAGCCCUGGACUUAAAUAGGAGCAAGAUUUACUUCAGAUUAUCAAUGAAAAUAUAUUUACAUUUUGGCCUUUUUCUCACAGUAUUUCUCAAAAUAGCUUAUUGUGAUAUCGCUCUUUUUUUAUAUACAUUUAUGGUGCUUGUUUUUGUGAAAAUCUUCAAUUACUCAUGAAGUUUCUUUAACUUCAACUCUUGCUUUUUAUCUUUAGUCAAUAAAUCACGGUAAAAGCAUAUAUUUUCCAAAAAUAAUUAAUUUCUCACUGUCCAGUAAUCAAUUCAGGUUAGUUUUCAUGUCAAGCUAUCCAGUGUUUCAGUACUUUUUUCUUAUUAAGUUUAUGAAAUGUGUUUGGAUGAAUGGUAAAUGUGCUAAUAGUUUAUAGAAACUUUAAAACUGUCGGACCUCUGUAUCCUCUCCCACUGCCAUCAGCUGUGUAUGCAGAAAUAAUGCAUUGGACUGUAACCAAAAAACCCUCAGCCUUUUAUUGAAAAUUUAGUUGUUGUACAUGUAGAAACAAGAUUAAUGAAAAUACUCUUCUGAAUGAGAGAUGUGGUAAUCAGGGAUGUAGAUCACUUUUGUUGUUGUGUUUCAAUGAGAAAAAAAAUAGGGAUUGAUUUAAUCUGAAAUGGUUCCGAGUACAAAAACAGUAGUUCUUUAAGAACCCGUUCUCUUUAUGUAAUGAGUUGCAUGUUUUGUUAAAUAUUGUUUGGCUAACACUUUAUUUUGAUGGUCCAUUUGAGUAUUAGUAGACUGUCUGCUUAAUAUCUGUUGAUACUGCUUCUUCAACAGGCAUUUAACUGACUAUAAGAAACUUUGCAAGUACAUGUCAACUCUAACCCCAACUUUAACAGUCUAAUGACUGUUAAAAUCUAAUGAGAAUUAGUUGGCAUGUAGAUGAAAUGUAGCUUGAAUUCAACAAACGGACCAUCAAAAUAAAGUGUGACCAUUGUUUGCCUUGUUAAGUAGUACUGUUUUUAAAAAUGACAACAUGUUAAAUAAGCAUUGUUACAUAUGUAGUAAUUUUAAUUUAGUAAUUUUUUUGCAAUCAGAUUUUCUGUUCAUUAAACAAGUAUACAAGAAAUCCACCAUUUGGAAGGUACCAAUAUCAACAAUACAGUGUCUUCUGUAUCCUUGUGGCUAAAGUAAAUGGCAAAGUGCUAACUGGAACAAUUUAGUUGUUUUUGUUUUAGAUACAGGUGCUGGUCAUACUGGCCAUAGUUGAUUUCACUAAUUCCAUUUAAGAAGUGAAACUUGUAUAAUGUAUACACUCAUUUAACACAGACUGAUAUAUUUCUUUUGUUUAUUUCUUAAGAUUUUGAUGACAACUAAUGACAACCCCAAAUUCAGUAUUUCAGAAAAUGAGAAUAUUGUGAAAAAGUUUAGUACUGAAGACACCUGGUGCCACACUCUAAUAAGCUAAUAACUCAAAACACCUGCAAAGACCUGUAAUUGAUUUCUCAGUCUAGUUCUGUAGGCUACACAAUCAUGGGGAAGACAGCUUGACAGUUGUCCAAAAGACGACCAAAAGGUCAUUGCAAAAGAGGCUGGCUGUUUACAGAGCUCUGUGUCCAAGCACAGUUAUAGAGAGGCAAAGGAAAAGAUGUGGUAGAAAAAAAGUGUUAAAGCAAUAGGGAUAACUGCACCCUGGAGAGAAUUCUGAAACAACUCCCAUUCAAAAAUGUGAUGUAGAUUUACAAAGAGUGGACUGCAGCUGUAGUCAGUGCUUCGAGAAUCAAUACACACAGACGUAUGCAAGACAUCGGUUUCAGCUGUCGCAUUUGGACACCUGUAUAUAUUUUUUUAGUCUUGACAAUAUAUUUUCAGCCAUUGCAGGCGUGUACACAAAAUCAAAUAAAAACUACCUUUGCAGGAACUUAAA